GUAUUUUAUUUAGUUCAUGACUAUUGGCGUCGAAACGAAAAUUUCUAUUAAAUUUCAUCUCAUUUCAUACGUGAUCCCAUAAAGUGAAACGAAAUAGAAUAUUAUGCGUGGUUGAACAAAUAAAUAAAAUUAUAACACAAAGUGGGGGUGUAAAAAUGAGGGGUGUAAGAAAGAAAAAAAAAUGAUACGAUUGAAAUAAAGAACAUCUCGAAGGAAAGUAAAAAAUAAAAAAAACAUUAUUUAUCUUGUUCGGUGUUAUAUUAAACGGGAUAUCGACGAAAAUACAACCACGGAAUUCAUUUUCCUAAAGUUUUCUUUUUCUUCGAUCAGUAUAUCGUGAGAAAGUAAGAGAGAGAUAUGUAAGAUUCCCUGCUACGUAUUGUCUGCGUCACGAGAUGCAUACAUAAUUUAACCUUAAAUAUAUUUUUUGGGGAACGCGUAUUCUAUUAGCCCUAUCAAAAUCGAUUGUGUUAUCAUAUGAACAUAGAUAAAAUACGUAUAUAUUUAUCGUGGAUAUUAAAAAAUCCGACGAAUUGUCUGUGUCUCAGGCAGAGUAUAAUAUAUAUGAUGAAAGGGCAUCAUUAGCAUGCUGGAAAAGCGGUUGCUUCAUGCUCCUGGUUCGUCGCCAUGCACCCUGAUCUUUAUGGUCGCUUUGGCACUUACAGGAUGCAUUUCCUUAUGGUUUUAUAUAGAAAGUUCAGGAUCACUGAAUCCUUACUCAAACAGUGCAUCGGCUCCAGGAUACAUACUUAUUCUACCUGGAAAUCUUACACCACCUUCUUCACCUUAUUCGUUAAGCCAGCUUCCGUCCGAUGACAAAUCCACUUUAAUCGAUGUAAAGGAUUUCAAAUUUAUAAUUAAUCAUGAUCCUUGUAACAAGACGCAACCAUUGUUGCUUUUGUUGAUUCACUCAGCGCCAGCUAAUUUUCCUAAAAGAAAUGUAGUACGGGAAACAUGGGGACAGAAAUCAUCCGACAUAAUAUUGUUGUUCCUUGUUGGGUUUUCUGAAGAAUAUCAAGAAGAAUUGGAAGAAGAAAAUAACAAAUAUCAAGAUUUGAUACAAGGAAACUUUCUUGAUGUCUACAGAAACAUGACCUAUAAGCAUGUUAUGGCAUUGAAGUGGGCUACAUAUCAUUGUCCAAGUGCCAAAUAUAUAUUAAAGCUAGAUGAUGAUGUUUUUGUUCAUAUUCCUGCUAUGCUGGACUUUAUAAUGCAUACGCUCUCACCAUGGGGUGCUAGACGUUUGAUUCUAUGCGAUCUUAAAUCAGCAGCUGUAGUUAAAAGAUCUUGGCGAUCAAAGUGGAGAGUUUCUCCACGAGAAUAUCCUGGCAGACAUUAUCCAAUAUAUUGCGCUGGAUGGGCUAUUUUAUAUUCUCCUGACAUAGUAUUCAUACUGUAUCGAGAAGCUCAAAAAGAACCAUAUUUCUGGAUCGAUGAUGUUCACAUUACUGGAAUAUUGGCUAGAAAAUUAAACAUUACCCAAUCUUCUUUAGAUUCUUUGGUGCUUACACCUGAGAGUAUGCAGGAUUUAUUACAAAAUCCGUACACUCAAAGAGAUUUUUUAUUUGGACCACCUAAUUUAAUGGAGAAUGAGAUAAGAGCCUUAUAUACUUUGAUUAAUAAUAAGCCACGGCUUACAAGUGAAAGCCUAGUUAAUUAAUACUUUAUACAAUGUUUUAAUUUAUUCUCAAUGUCUUGAUUGAUUAUUGAUAGAGACGCAUAAUUUAUAGUAAAUGUUUAUUUGCACAAUGUAAAGAAAGUCAUGAUGACAAAAUAUUUUAUAUGUGAUUUUUAAGUCUUUCCAUUUAUUUAAAUGAGGUACAAGAAUUGUUAAGUACGCUUUUUUAAAGACUUUUAAUCGACACAAACUUAAAAUAGCUGAUAUUGUGAAUUUUUUUAAAAUGCUAUCUACUUUUUUUAGAUUGCAUUUACAAAAAAUGUAGAUAUAAUAUUAAAGACAAAAAAAAAAAAAGAAGAAAAAAGAAAUAAGGGAAAAGAAAACAAAAGAAAUUAAGAAUAUUACCUUGUUAAUCAUGAAUUUUAAAGAGACAAAAUAUAACAUUGUUAUGUAGAAUUAAGUACAACCCCGAAUCAAGGGUCCAUUUCCAAUUAAAUUUGAGAUUUAAAUGUCUGUUUCUAAUUGUUUGUAUUUUCAAUGUGAGCAAAGACGUGCUAUUCUUUGAUACUUUGUGUUUAGUAUUAUAGAUGCAUAACUAUAUAUAAAUAUAUAUAUAGGAUAUUGAUAAUUCUUAUUAUACGUACAAUUUGUAUGUAUAAUUUUUAUUUGAAAAAAAUUGUAACAAUUAAUGUCCUAAUUUAUUUUGAGAAAAAAAUUUGACGAUGUUUCUGCUUAAUGUGUAUAAAGAAUACUCAGUAAAAAGGUUUUCUCUUCAAAAGUAUGAUUCUAGAGAACAAAAAAGGAAAAUAAAGAAAAGAGAGAGAAAGAGAGAAAACCUUCUGCUAAUAUUUAUUAAAAAAUAACUUGUAAAUUCUCUGCAAGUUAAUGAAAUACUCUAAAUAGCACUCUCGAAUAGCCAAAAGUAGGACCAAUGUAUAAAGCAAACUGUGUACAAGUUUCAUGUGAUUUAAACUACAAAUUUCAGCUCGUUCUGAUCUUGGUUACCUGGAAUAAAUAUAUGCAAGAGAAAAAGAAAGAAAGAUUAAAAAAAAAAAAAAAA
Molecule: messenger RNA, 2678 nt
Organism: Polistes dominula (European paper wasp)
Lineage: Eukaryota; Metazoa; Arthropoda; Insecta; Hymenoptera; Vespidae
Product: beta-1,3-galactosyltransferase 5
Biological process (GO): protein O-linked glycosylation
Cellular component (GO): Golgi membrane
Molecular function (GO): hexosyltransferase activity
Source: RefSeq, a predicted model, not a curated record